Molecule: messenger RNA, 618 nt
Organism: Drosophila kikkawai
Lineage: Eukaryota; Metazoa; Arthropoda; Insecta; Diptera; Drosophilidae
Product: cytochrome b5
Cellular component (GO): intracellular membrane-bounded organelle; membrane
Molecular function (GO): heme binding
Source: RefSeq, a predicted model, not a curated record
GUAUAUUCGAGCGGUGGAGCGGCGGCCACACUGGCCCCUACUUACUUUUUUGGGGCCCCAACAGGUUCGCAUUGAAAAUCCGGAUUCCGGAAAGCAGGAGCAGGAGCAGCAGCAGGCAGGCACUAAACACAGUCACUAAAAUGAGCAAGGAAAUCUCGCUGGCCACCGUGAAGGAGCACAACAAGCCCAAUGACCUCUGGCUGAUUAUCGACAACAGGGUGUACGACGUGACCAAGUUUCUGCUGGAGCAUCCCGGCGGCGAGGACUCACUGUUGGAGGUGGCCGGUCGAGAUGGCACCAAGGAGUUCAAUGACGUCGGCCACAGCUCGGAGGCGAGGGAGAUCCUGAAGAAAUUCUACAUUGGCGAUUUGGCGGCCGAGGAUAUUGCCAAGAAGAAGGGUCCUAUUAGCUGCCGCCACAUCGGAAUGGCCCUGGUCGCCGCCGCCCUUGGCAUCACGCUGGUCUAUAUGAUCAGGCGCGGAGUUAACCAGAAGUAAACCUUUGCGGUUUCGAGACCUUGGGACCUGAAACAGCUUCAUUCCGUGAUUCCAGAGUUAUGUUUCCACCACAAAUCGUUAAUAUUUCCACUUUGAUAUGAAAUACACUGUACAAAAUGAA